This is a messenger RNA of Fundulus heteroclitus (mummichog), 906 nucleotides long. RefSeq lists its product as uncharacterized. The transcript is spliced from 3 exons. The record is from RefSeq and is a predicted model, not a curated record. Bases 1 to 828 code for a protein of 275 amino acids. Lineage: Eukaryota; Metazoa; Chordata; Actinopteri; Cyprinodontiformes; Fundulidae.
AUGCGCGAGUGUGGACCACGCGCGCCCCGGAGGAGCAGCACGGCAGAGGGCGGUUCAGUCCCAAGUCCGGGCCCCAAGAGUGCUGCACACGAUCCCGGCGUCAAACCGACAAACGGAACGGUUGGAGCAUGUACGAGCGCGUGUGCGUCGGUUGGCUGCCGGGCUGAUCUGUCAAAAGCAGCCCGGGCUACAGAAGCUACCGCCGCCGAAGUGCCUGCAGACCACGCUGCCGCGGAGGCUUCGCAGCGCCCUCCGCCCCCCCCCCCACCAAAACCCAACACUUACCGUCCAACAGCUUCCCCCCCGUGCGCCGUGGACCCCGCGUUGUCGUGGGAAUUAGGUCAUGAGGCGGAAACGAAGCGGGAGAAAAAGUCAGCCGGGUUCCUCCUGGUUGCUGUACAAAGUGUGUUGACGGCAGGGCUGGCUGGCUGGCUCCCCCUCCCUCUCCGCUCUCCGGAGCUCCAGUCCUCCUCCUGGCCGCUGCUGCGGAGCCCCGUACGGUCUAAACACAGACUCCCCGUCCGCCCUCCUACGAAGCUCCCGAGUUUGAUCCCCGUUUUGUUGUCCUACGGAGGCGUUUGGAUGGGCUGCAACGACCGUGCGUGUGUUUGUGCGUGGAGUGGAGUGGAAAGAACCAAAAAAGAAACAGACCUCGGCUGCAAAACACGCACAGACGCGUCCGGGACGCUCACAGGUGACAGGCGGAGCAUCCUCUGCCUCGACUCGCCUCUGCGGUUCUUAUUUAUUGACUUCAUCAUGACUGAGCUCGAUCCUGCUCCUCCUCCUCCUCCUUCUGCUGCUGCUCCCCCAGUCGGGGAGAUUCUAUAGGUCAUUUCGGAUUUGGUAGAUAAAAUAAUAAUAAUAAAAAAAAAACGUCUGUCCGAGGAAAGGUCAGAAAGGCGGAGG